AAAAUAAAAAAAAAAAAAUAAAAAAUAAAAAAAGGAAAAAGUGUUAAAAGGAAAACCGUUUUCGAAAAUUGUCAUGAUGCAAGCGAGCCAAAAUUUCGAUAAAGCCGUCGAUCGUUUGUUACCACCGAAACCCCAUCGAAAUCAAAGGCUGUACCGACCAGAAGACGCGAAAACGCUUGGUCUCCGAGUGCCAGAUUCCGAGAGCUUCUCGUCUAAAUCGAACUCGUCCUCGAACUCGAAAAGCUCGGCACACCUAUCGAAAUACGUUGGGAAAAGAUCGAAUGACGACACCAGGUCCAAGAAAGAUGUUAAACGCCAUAGGAACGUGGAUGUGAGCGUAAAAGCGACCAAGAAGCAACCGGAUCUGAAACAAGAGAGGAAAGCUCAACGGACACCCACGUUGGAGAGAUUGAGCAAUUUGCACGCGAAAUUGGAGCGGGGAUUGAAGAAUAUAUCGAACAGGACGAAAACCCGGUCGAAGGUUGGGACGGACAGCGCCAAGGAGUCCAGCAAUUUGAAUUCGGCCACGUUACGUGGUUACGGCCGGUCGUCCGGCCGAUCCUUGAAAAAGAAUUCGGCCAGCCAGGAGGACAAGCUUAGAAAGGAGUCGAGCUCGAAAUGCACGAAACAAUUGUUCAGCAUGGCCGACUCGUGGAGCAGCGACUCGAUAGUCAGUCAUUCGGAUAACUGUGCCUGCUGCCACAGCCGAGAGCCCUGCCCCUUUCACGGAAGCGAGAAUUUCUUUCAGGACAAAUAACUAACGAUAACCACCCCUCCACUCGAUUUCGAAUCUGAGAAAUUUCCGUCGAUACGCGGUUAUAAUAAUUGUAACCGAAAAAAAAAAAAAAAGAUAUUGAAAUACAACUCUUGCACGUUUUUAAAUUUUAAUUCUAUUAUAC
Apis mellifera (honey bee) is the source of this 899-nucleotide messenger RNA. RefSeq lists its product as uncharacterized. Bases 74 to 757 code for a protein of 227 amino acids. The transcript is spliced from 2 exons. NCBI's taxonomy places the organism in Eukaryota, Metazoa, Arthropoda, Insecta, Hymenoptera, Apidae. The record is from RefSeq and is a predicted model, not a curated record.